Molecule: messenger RNA, 1609 nt
Organism: Rubroshorea leprosula
Lineage: Eukaryota; Viridiplantae; Streptophyta; Magnoliopsida; Malvales; Dipterocarpaceae
Source: the annotation of a GenBank genome assembly
AAUCAGCUGUUGAAUGUGAGUUGUGAAAUAAGAGAUCAAAUGUCAAUUUUAUCGACGCAACUUAUUUCUUAUGCAGGUGAAGGCCAAAAAUCAUGGGUGAUAAUUGUUGCCAUUGUUGUGCCGGUUGGUGUUGCUGUUUUGCUUUUCAUUGUGGGGUAUUGCUUGCUAACAAGGAGAGGAAGGAAGAAGUAUGAUAUCGUGCAGGGAGAUAAUGUUGUGACUGAUAUAACCAAUGUAGAGUCUCUGCAUCAUGAUCUCAACUCAAUUAAAGCUGCAACAAACAACUUCGCAGACAGUAAUAGACUAGGUGAAGGUGGAUUUGGGGUUGUUUACAAGGGUAGAUUUCCUAAUGGACAAGAAAUAGCUGUGAAGAGGUUAUCGAGGAGCUCUGGACAAGGAACUACAGAAUUCAAGAAUGAGGCUGUAUUGGUGGCUAAGCUUCAGCACAGAAAUCUAGUGAGACUAUUAGGAUUUUGUGUGGAAGGAGAAGAGAAGAUACUUUUUUACGAAUUUGUGCCUAACAAGAGCCUUGACUAUUUUCUAUUCAAUGAUGAUAGACAAGGAUUGUUGGAUUGGUCAAGACGUUACAAGAUAAUAGAAGGCAUUGCUCAAGGAAUUCUUUAUCUUCAUGAGGAUUCUCGACUUCGAAUCAUACAUCGGGAUCUCAAGGCCAGCAACGUAUUGUUAGAUAGUGACAUGAAUCCCAAAAUUUCAGAUUUUGGAAUGGCCAGGAUUUUUGGAGUUGAUCAAACUCAAGGAAGCACUAAUAGAAUUGUUGGAACCUAUGGCUACAUGUCUCCAGAAUAUGUUGUACAUGGACAGUUCUCUGUGAGAUCAGAUGUGUAUAGUUUUGGUGUUUUAGUUCUAGAGAUUUUAAGUGGCAAGAAGAUUAGUGACUUUUAUCAAACAGAAGGAACUGGAAACCUAAUGAGCUAUGCCUGGAAACUUUGGAAGGAUGGGAGACCAUUGGAGCUGUUGGACCCAAUUCUUGGAGAUUCUUAUGCAAGAAAUGAAGUCAUUAGGUGCAUCCAAAUUGGUUUGCUAUGUGUUCAGGAGGAUCCUGCUGAGAGGCCAACAAUGGCAACCGUUGUUCUCAUGCUCAACAGUUAUUCAGCCACACUACCUCUACCAAACGAGCCUGCUUUUUUCCUCCAUAGCAGAACAGAGCCGAUAAAGUUGUUGGAAUCUGAUCAAUCUACUAGUGUGUUGGAGUCUGAUCAAUCUAAAAGUCAGUCAGUGCUAUACUCAACAAAUGAAGUUUCAAUCACUGAAUUAGAACCUCGUUAAAAUUUUGCACCCUACUACUUAUAAUGUAUCCUCGGUACUUUUUUUUUAAACAACAUGUACAAAUGUUGGGGAGGGGGAUUUGAAACCAAAACCUUGAGCUAGUACUGGGACUGGGAGAGAUACUCUCAGCCAUCUGUUAAUGUAAAACAGGCCUUUAUCUUUUGAUUAGCAGCAGAAACACAUGUAGCCUGAUGUUUCUGUUAGAAAUUUACUAGGUUGUGUUUGGAACCGCUUAUUUAAAUUAGGUUGCAUUUGGGAAUGUGUGUUUGAAUUUGAGGUGUGUAUUUGAAAAUACAUGUACUUUAAAAAAUAAAAAAUUAUU